AUGAGCUUUCGAACACCUAAACCUAAAAAAUAUAAUAAAACCAAGAAGCCAUUGCAGAGUCCGUCGGUAUAUUCAGCAACUAGCUCACCGCAGACAAAAGUUUCCCCUGAUUUUCUGCAUUCUCUCGAUGAUAUGACUGUAAAAGAAUUAGAGAAACUACAAGCUGAUCUGAUCGACCAAUUCGAUUAUGCUAAAGCAGAGGCCGUAAAACAGAAACUCGAAGAUAAGAAACAAGAAGUUAAAACUGAAGAUAUUUCAAAAUCGGUUGAUUUAUUCAAAUCCAAAGUGGAAGUCAUCAUAAACAACUAUAACAUUAAGCAUAAUGAGCUAAUUGAUCGCUACAACCAACUAGAGCGCAAAAUCCGCUUUGAUGCAAGCCAAGCUUUCCAUCAGCUUCAAAUCAGACACAUUCAGACUCUUGUUGAAUAUGAGAAAGAAUAUAUUCUCCGUCAUUCAAAGCAAUCUGUUAAAAUUCCACAAAGUGUUUAUUCCUUGUUAGAUCGAGCUGAGAUUGCUGCCCAUAACAAAAAAUUUGAGCAGGCUCAGGAACUAUUCGAUUUAGCCAGUUCUCAGAGUCUUUCUUACCACGAUUUAGUCAAAUCAAUAAAUAUGAAAGACUAUUUAUUUGUACGCAAAGAAGUACUUCGAUCUCAAAAGAUUGAGAUUUCUACACUAACCGAACAGCUUCGUUCCAAUAUGACUCGUUUGAAAUCAGAUAUUAGAGGAGAAAUCGAAAAAUUGAAGACAAUGUUUAACAAAGAAGUUACCAACACCCAGCUUGAUUCAAUGAAAGCAAUUAAUAAGUCUUUGUCCGCAGAAGGAAGGAAAAUCGCUCAAGCACAAAUUAGAGAAUACUACAAAGAUGCAUUAAACAGAUUUGAUCCAAAGAAAUAA
Molecule: messenger RNA, 894 nt
Organism: Trichomonas vaginalis G3
Lineage: Eukaryota; Parabasalia; Trichomonadida; Trichomonadidae
Exons: 1
Coding region: 1-894 (297 amino acids)
Source: RefSeq, a predicted model, not a curated record